This is a messenger RNA of Prunus persica (peach), 837 nucleotides long. RefSeq lists its product as uncharacterized. The transcript is spliced from 2 exons. The record is from RefSeq and is a predicted model, not a curated record. Lineage: Eukaryota; Viridiplantae; Streptophyta; Magnoliopsida; Rosales; Rosaceae. The coding region runs from base 84 to 683 and encodes 199 amino acids.
UUGAAUUUAUAUUAAGUUUGGUUAUUUGGCAUGACAUUUUGCAUAAGAUUAACUUAGUUAGUAAAAAGUUACAAUCUGAAGACAUGCGUCUUGAUGCUGCUGUAAGACAAUUAGAAGGACUUGUUUUAUUUUUUGAAAACUAUAGAAUAAAUGGGUUUGUUUCUGCCAUGAUUGAUGCUAAAGAAAUUUCCCUUGAUAUGGGAAUUGAGCCUAUAUUUCCAAAAAAACGUCAAGUUUGUAGAAAAAGGCAUUUUGAUGAGGUUUCCAAUAGUGAUAGGGAACAACAAUCAGCUGAAGAAUCAUUUAGAACUGAUUAUUUUCUUGUUAUAGUGGAUAUUGCUCUUGGUGAAUUGAAGAGUAGGUUUGAACAAUUGCAUUGUUUUGAAUCUAUUUUUGGGUUCUUAUUUGAUGCUGCAAAGUUGACUUCGUUUGAUGAUAAUGAAUUGAAAAGUUUUUGUGUGAAUCUUGAAAAUGCUUUAAAACAUGGUGAUGUUUCUGAUGUUGAUGCAAGAGACUUAUUUUCAGAAUUACAGGUGUUGCAAGUGAUGUUACCAAAAGAAGCAUAUGAAACAGAUAAACCAUGGACAUCCAUUAAAAUUCUUGAGUUUGUAAAGAGUGUGGAUAUGUUUCCUAAUGUAAUGGUUGCUUAUAGGGUACAUGUGAUGAUUCUUUGCUUCGAUUAAUUGUGGAGGAUGAAAAGAAGAUUGAUCAAAUCAAGAAAUGCUUAUGGAGAUUCGGGAGGAAGCAUGUAGACUCAAAUAUGUAGUUUUCGUUUUUUGAUGCAAUGUUUACAAUCCGGGGUACUCUUUUUCCUUCGUUUGAGGUUUUGUCCCAUUG